AAUUUUAGGUUGUUGAACCAGGUAACGCUACAACAACGGCAUACAAAUGGCCUGCAUGCAGCGUGUACAGAAGUCGGUCGCUGCGCGCGGAGACCAGCAAGUCGCUUCCGCUGUCGCGAUCCAACCCCGUAUUUCAGCCAAACCUCUCCUGGCAGGUCGUCCCAUUGUUGCCGACUCUUCGGCACUGUUGCUUGUCGGCCGGGCUGCUCGCCAGCAGCUAAAGGCCACCGCGGCACCGCCUGCACCUGCGCCGAGCUCUAUGCCAAGCAAGGCGAUGACAGGGAAGCCUAGGGCACUUAUUUCGCUUUCGGACAAAACCAAUUUGGACAUGCUCGUGAAGGGCCUGGCAGAGCUGGGCAUCGAGAUUAUCUCUACUGGUGGGACUGCAACCGCUAUCCAGAAUGCCGGUGUGCCAUGCGCCAAGGUGGAGGAUGUUACCGGCUUUCCGGAGAUGCUCGACGGCCGCGUAAAGACGCUGCACCCUGCCGUACACGGCGGCAUCCUGGCCGUUCGUGACAAGCCCGAGCACAUGGCCGCUAUUGCCCAACACAACAUUGGAACCAUUGAUCUGGUCAUUGUGAACCUGUACCCCUUCCGCAAAACUGUCACCUCCGACCCCGCACCGCCGUUCGAAGUUGGCGUGGAGAACAUCGACAUCGGCGGCCCCGCCAUGAUCCGAGCUGCCGCUAAGAACAUGGCGCACGUGGCCGUGGUGGUGGACCCCGCGGACUAUCCGCAGCUGCUGGAGGCCUUGAGGGGGCGUCAGGCCGGCGCGGAGGGGGCGGAGGCGGCGCUCUCUGAUCUCAGGAAGAAGCUGGCCUGGAAGGCGUUUCAGCACUGCUCGUCGUACGACGCCCAGGUUUCGGAGUGGUUGUGGAGUCAGGUAGGGUCGGGUCCGGCCCCCCAGAUGACCGUACCGCUGCAGCUGGCGCAGGCGUUACGGUACGGCGAAAACCCGCACCAGGCCGCCGCCUUCUACACAGACUCCUCCCUGCGUGAGUACAACGCGGGAGGCGUGGCCACCAGUGUCGUACACUGGGGCAAGGAAAUGUCGUACAACAACUACCUGGACGCCGACGCGGCUUACCAGUGCUGCUGCGACUACUCAGAGCCGACGUGUGUGAUCGUGAAGCACACCAACCCCUGCGGCAUCGCCUCCCGGGGGGAUCUUCGGGAGGCGUACCGCCUGUCCGUGAGGGCGGACCCCAUCUCCGCCUUCGGGGGUAUUGUGGCAUUCAACCGGGCUGUGGACGCGGACCUGGCCCGGGAGAUUCGGGAGUUUAGGUCGCCCCAGGACAACGAGACCAAGAUGUUUUACGAAAUCGUCAUCGCGCCGGGCUACACCCCGGAGGGCUUGGAGGUGCUCAAGGGCAAGUCUAAGAACCUGCGUAUCCUGGAGGCCAAGCCCCGCGCCCCCUCGGGUCUGUCUCUCCGUCAGGUGGCGGGCGGCUGGUUGUGGCAGGACGCGGAUUCCCUGUCGCCGGAGGGCAUCUCCUUCAAGUGCGUGUCGGAGGCGCAGCCCACUUCUCAGCAGCUAGAGGAUUUAAAAUUCGCCUGGAGGGCGGUGAAGCACGUCAAGUCCAAUGCAAUUACCAUUGCCAAGGACGGCCGGUUGCUAGGCAUGGGCUCGGGCCAGCCGAACCGUGUCAACUCCGUGCGCAUUGCCAUCGAGAAGGCGGCUGGGGAGGUGCAGGGCGCCGUGUUGGCAUCCGACGCGUUCUUCCCCUUCUCGUGGGGUGACAGCGUGGAGAUCGCGUGUAAGGCCGGUGUCAAGGCCAUCGUGCAUCCGGGCGGCUCGCUCCGGGACCAGGACGCCAUUGACUGCUGCAACAAGUACGGCGUCGUACUGCUAACCACGGGCGUGCGGCACUUCCGGCAUUGAGCAGCGUUAAAGGAAAAGCGACAUAUAUACAUAUCUGGUCGAGAACUUGUGCACAAAGUAAAAGACGGGAAGGUUUUCGUUCGUCUUUUGUUUUCACCCAAGGGGAUUCGAUCUGGUGACCUGACUGCGGGGAGAUUCAGGGAGCUGGCGGGCGGGCGGGCGGGCGGGAAAAUGCAUCUCGACGAUGGAUCAUGCAGCCAGGGGGGGGAUGGUUGACAUAUUGCGGGUGCGUGAUGAUGAUGAUGAUGAUGAUGAUGAUGAAUGACACUGAAAACACCGUCAUGUACUUAGGGAUAAGUUGGUGCGCACAAACACUGACCCACUCACCCGCGUUUGUUCAGAAGCACCGCAGCAAGACCGUGUACGUGCACACACGUGCACAGAUGUCUAUGUGCGCUGCGUGCUUUUAAAUUGCAUGGUUUGAUUACUGUUCGUACAUGUACGGUUCGGCGAAGCUGUCUUUCCUUCGUUGCUUGGAUGUCGCUGUGCAUGCUCACUGGCAAUUUCUUGCCAGUGGAAUUGUCAGUCUUUUCGACAGAAUGACUUGCCGAUGAGCCAGAACGGAAUUUCUCGGGGGCUCGGGAGGAGGAAAGGUGAAUGGUGGGCACACAGGCGAUGUGAUGUGAUGUGAUGGGUUGUGCGGGUGGGAGUAUGCAUGUGCAUCUUGGUGGCCUAUGCCGGGCCGCUGAUUUGCGACUUGUGCAGCAGCAGCAGCAACAGCAUGGACCAUUUGGCUGAUCAGGUUGUCGAGGCUGGUGGUUUAGCCCCUUGCUCUGUUGGCGAUACAUAGUUAACAAUGAUAUACGCUUGCGUGGUUCGGAUACGUUGAUGCAGUAAGCAACCCUAAGCUGAUCAAGCGAAUAAGAUCUUUUUGACCACUAGAGAUGGGACUAUUAAGAGGUGAUGCGCCGAUAGUCCGUACAGUGGCACGGUAGUGCGUAUAGUCCGAUAGUACGGUAGUGCGUGCAGGAAUUUUGCUUCUUUAGUUUCCCGGUGAAUCAUGGUGUGUGUGUCUGCUGUGUGACUGGGCCCAGCCCCCAUGACAUGCGUGGAGUUUGCCAGCCAGCUGUGGGGACGUAGCUAGCGAUGGUCUGAGGAAAGCAUUUAAACUUGUUCUUGUCGU
Molecule: messenger RNA, 3005 nt
Organism: Volvox carteri f. nagariensis
Lineage: Eukaryota; Viridiplantae; Chlorophyta; Chlorophyceae; Chlamydomonadales; Volvocaceae
Exons: 11
Coding region: 47-1882 (611 amino acids)
Biological process (GO): 'de novo' IMP biosynthetic process
Cellular component (GO): cytosol
Molecular function (GO): IMP cyclohydrolase activity; phosphoribosylaminoimidazolecarboxamide formyltransferase activity
Source: RefSeq, a predicted model, not a curated record